AUGCAUUUCACAGCUACGGUUUUCGUCAAUACCGUGUGCAUUUUCGCUGCACUGGGACACGUCGAGCCGACGGCGAUUAUUACGAGAGAUGUGCGAGAAACGGAAAUGUUUUACUACGAAAUCCGCCCGGAACUCUUUAACUGGACGAACGGAGCGGAUACCGGGUUUGUGUUCACGCCGUCCUUACAAAAUUACCCAGACUUGCUGCAUUGGAUACAUUACAAAUUCAACAGUAAAAAUAGACACGGAUACUUGUACGGAACACCGCCUGCGGACUCGUUGGACAGACAAAUCCUAUUGGAUAUUAUUGGACUAAACAAAAAAACAUACCAGGUUGAGACACGAGUUAUGCAAUUAAACAUUUUUGAAAAAUCUGAAUAUGCAACUAAUGAAGUAAGAUUUAAAAUUAAUAACUUGAAUGUGGAAGACAUGUUUCAUGAAGAACGCAUACAAUACUUGCUGGAUAUAUUUAGACAAAAUUUAUGGUUGGGUAGUAAACCAAAUUUGUAUGUUACAUUUCUAGCAUCUGCUAGUGAUUUAGGACAACGUUUACCACUAGACCCAAAUGAUACAGAGGGUGUUAUUGUCAAUUUAGGAAGCUCAUCAAAUUUUUCAACAAUAUUAUAUGAUCUCGAGAAAGAAAUUAGUCCAUUGCAAAAAAUGAAUAAAUGUCCAAAGGAUUUCAAAAGAACUAGUGUUGAAAGAUAUUUUCGAGCUAAUGGUUUCAAUUUGGACUGGUGCAGUUUCAAACUUGUAGAGUUGACGAUCAUAAACCAGAACAAUCACACUAUGAAUGUUCAAGACAAAAUAUCUAUCACAAAACAUACAGAAGAAAAUGUUUGGGAAUUAAUGGAAUCUCUGCGAUACAGUCAGUCCAUGGAUGGAGAUACUUCAAAAUUAAGCGUUACAUUACUUAUUUUUAUGAUUUUUGUAAUUGGGAUAAUCUUAAGUAUUGGUGUAUUUAGAUGGCAUAAAAAAAAAAAGUUAUUUUUUUGA
Messenger RNA from Macrosiphum euphorbiae (potato aphid), 996 nucleotides. The record is from the annotation of a GenBank genome assembly. Lineage: Eukaryota; Metazoa; Arthropoda; Insecta; Hemiptera; Aphididae.